AUCACCUCCUUCUGCUUGCUAUCACUACCACGUGUAGAUCAUCACCUCCUUCUGCUUGCUAUCACUACCACGUGUAGAUCAUCACCUCCUUCUGCUUGCUAUCACUACCACAUCAUCACCUCCUUCUGCUUGCUAUCACUACCACGUGUAGAUCAUCACCUCCUUCUGCUUGCUAUCACUACCACGUGUAGAUCAUCACCUCCUUCUGCUUGCUAUCACUAA
Molecule: messenger RNA, 222 nt
Organism: Guillardia theta CCMP2712
Lineage: Eukaryota; Cryptophyceae; Pyrenomonadales; Geminigeraceae
Exons: 2
Source: RefSeq, a predicted model, not a curated record